AUACUGUUGAUUUGCUGAACAUGUGCAAUAAACUUUAGAUCGAAAAUCUCAGAUUUACAACUUAUGUCCACAAAUAUAUACAAUGGCAUUGGGAAACGAUGUUGAAGAUGUUGCUGGUUUGUUAGAGAAAACUACAGUGAAGCAACUCAAUAUUGUCAGCUUGCCUGACAAGGGACGGAAAUUGAACACGGCUGAAGAUGGUGGGUAUAUCAAUAGUUUCAUUAUUUGGUGAUCAUGUUGAUAUAAAUAUAUAAAAUAAUGUAAAAUUUAUAUAGUAUUUAUGAAAAGUCAAAACAUUUUGUUAAAUUGGCAAAUUGCCUUUUUUGUACCUUUUAUACUUAUAAAGUAUCCAAUUCACAGAGCCAUCACAGGGGGAAUGUGAAACUGCAUUUGUCAACAAAAAAGUAGACUGAAUAUUAUAUAUGAUUCAUGUUUCCCAGAUGAUGGCUCUGAAAUGUGUGUUGUGCAUCCUAACUGGAAUCAAGGCAUGUUUUGCCACUGAUACGUGGUGUACAGUGAGAUCGAGUCAUGUCUCUUUAGAUUUGUAAUAACAAUACGACGAAUAGUAUUAUGUCUAUUAUAGCAAUCUAAUAAAGGUUAUUACAUGUCUUAAAACAGUCGAAAACAACCAAACUAGAAUCAAACAUGCUCUCCAUUUUGUCUGUUACUGCGCAUGUCUGCUACAGUAGCCCAUACCUUACAGAUUAAAGAGUAAGGGGUCGAUGGCCGUCGACAAAUAGGUUUCGUCACGCUUAACAGCAAGUUGGCUGUUAAUGUCGCAACCCCCUUCCCUCCUCCCCCUUAGCGGCAAUCCCUGAAUAAUGGAAAACCCUCAAUCUGGAUAUAUAUUCUUAAUAUAUACAAAAAAGAACCAUUGGCACAGGGUUCGAAUUAAAUAUUUAAAAGUGAAUAGCGAAUUUCUACCCAUUGACUAAUGCAAUAAAAAGUGAAUAGCGAAUUUCUACUAAGUGAUUACUGUGUUCAUAUACAGUAGAAAAGGAUUAAAUAAUUCCAAUUUCCAAUUAUCACCCGUAAAAAUUCGUGCAAUAUCUGAAAGAGUUAAUGGGUGAUUCCAGCUAUACACUAAAUUUCGAUCAAGGCAAGAAGAACGAAAUCCAACACCACAGCUAGAAAGAGCGUCUUAGAAUGAGUAAAACUGCAAAGAUUGGUUGCUAAAUGGUGUAAAAUGAAGAAAAUAUAGCCCUGUGAAGUUCGCAAAUUUUGUAUAUAUUUGUAUUACGCGCGGUGAAAAUAACCACUUUCGCCUCAAAAAUGGUUAUUUUUCCCACACGUAAUGCAAAUAUAUACAAAAUUUGCGAACUUUACAGGGCUAUAUUUUCCUUAUUUUACAACAAUUCGCGACCAAACUUUGCAAUUUUACUCAUCCUAAGAUGCGUGUUCCAGCUAUGGUAAUGGUUUUGUUCUUCUUGUCUAGAUCAAAAUUUCAUUAGGAAAAGCAACAGAAUUCUAUUGUCUAUUCAGAAUUAUCAGCGCAAAUAAGAGAAUGUUUUGCCUCAAAAAACACGAAGAAUUGUUUGAAAACAAACGUUUCCAAUGUUAUUUGUUUUACUUUUUCACAUAUGAAAUCUUCUCAGGUUGAAUAGUGAAAUCCCCAGAACGGAUAGCGAAUCGCGAUUCUCUAUCUGUUAAUUCGAACCCUGCAUUGGCAACCUUGGGAAAUAAACAAUGUUUUGUACACAGUUCAAUGUAUGCUGAAACCACUUUUUAACUUGUAGUCAAAUCGAACUUGUCCUAUUAAAUGCCUGUGGAAUUGGUUGAUUUUAGUAAAAUUUGCAAAGAAUUUCGUCAAUAAAUUUUAAGGUGAAUUUUCAUCACAUAAAAAUAAUUUUAACAGCAUUGAUCACGACCACCUCCCCUUUUAACAGCUAACUUACCGUUAAGCAUGACGAAACCUAUUUGUCGACAGCCCCUAAGAAAGUGAUUUGGUGAUUUUCUAAUGUUACUCAGAUUGACUUUUUCAAAUAUGGCAUAUCUUUUGAAACUUUUAUUAGUAUAAAUAAUGCACAAUUGUAAGAAAAAUGUUCAUCAGAAACCUGAUAUUUACCUUUUUCAGAACCAUCCUCAGAGAUACAAAAAACUAGUUUAUGAACUUGCAGCAGAAUAUGUCAAUAAUUUAACAUGUAAAAUUUCUUUAACUUUGCCACUUUGAUGACUUUGCUCAGCAGCUCCUGAUUGACCUAGCUAGGACCCCGGCUUGAGCCGUGUGGUGCCCACAGGAGUUAUACUACUGAUUGUCAUAGGGAACAAUUUACCUCCAGUGUGAGUCAACCUUGUUUGAGAAAGGGAGAACCUGGGAACGAGAUUGAGUUUGGGUCCUCUUGCAAUCUCGAACCCAUUCUCGUACUCAGAGCCCUUCUUACGCGCGGUCAGUGACGAGGGGCUCUGGCAUAAUCCAAACUGGAUACCAUAAAAACAAGCUAAAGACAGGUUAAACACUGCGCAUGCUCAACUCUUAUUGUUUAAGUCUGGAUACCAUGUUUUUAUGGUAUCCGGUUUGGAUUUUGCCAGAGCCCCUCAUUGCUGACCACACGUAAGAAGGGCUAUCGGUACGAGAAUGUUGCAAACCCUAAGUCUGCAAUCCUUUAUGGAGGCUUGCUGAGGCUCUGGGAAACACCAGCGAAUUUGCACGCCACGAUAUCAGACUAUCAGUACAUUUGGAUCCAGUACCCUGCUCAACAUUUAUAAAAUAAUAAACAUAAUUACUGCCGCCAAACAUGAAUUAUGCUGAACAUUGUUCAAGCUUAUGACUUUAAUUUUUCAAAGAACACUUGCUAGGGUUUUGAAAUGUUGUAAGAUAUGAUGUUGGUGAUUUAUUUAACUUGUGUAAUUAUGGUAAAUCAUGGAUUGUUGUGUUGCUAUAGCCUUGAGAGUAAUGCCUAUAUUGAUAUUAAUAAAUAUUACAAGCAAUGGCUAAAUUAAGUUGGAUCUACUAGAUAUAAUUUUAUCAUGACCUUAUGUGGCAAUGCUGCACUGUAAGUUGUUAUUCUACAGUUUUGUUUUUUGCAUAUUAAUAUCAGAAUGGUCUAUUGAUUUCUCAUUUUAUAUGAAAAGUGAAGGAAAUUAAAGUUAAUAUUACUUACUAAAGUUAUGCUGUGUGUUUCAUUGAUAUGUUAAGCAUAAUACACAAAGAUAAAUAAACUUUAUAUUAAACUAUAUUUGAAUCACUAAGUAGGCUCACAGUUUGAAUAAUAAUUAGCACAGAAUCAGUGUAAAAUAAAUGGGUACGAACAUUUAACAGACAACCAAUCAAAGCCUGAUUUUCGCUUGUGUUUCUCAGAGCCUCAGCAAGCCUGCAUAGAUGAUAUUACAGGCUCAAGGUUCAAGAUUUGGUCCUCUUGCAGUGAUGUAAAUUUUUUUGUCCUGUUCUGUUCAAUGUAUUUACUUUACUAUAAUAUUAUGAAAUUUCAGAUUUUACAUUUGUGAGCAAGUAUAAACUUUAAGUUAAUUAGCCUUUAUCAAGCCGCCAUUUCUGGGGUACUGUAAUUUUUUGUAAACGAUUUAUAUAACAGUGUGAAAAGCAAUAUUUCAGAACAAACUAACUAUUUACAGAGUAAAUUUACCAUCAUACACCCACAAAAUUAUAAAAUGUCGCUGUUACGUGGUGUUAGGCUCGCAGAAUUGGCAAAAAGUUACCCCGAAAAUGGCGGCGUGAAAAAGGCUAAUUGAUUAUUCACUCUGUUGUGUGGUAGCUACAUAGAACACUUGAUUUCUCGUUCUUAUAAACUGUAUAUACUGGAUAAGUGACAUCACAUGCAAGGAUCUGCAUGUGUUCCAAUUUCUCAGCUGGAUUUUGACAGCUCUAGUUAUUAGCCUCCUUCGCUGAGGUUAGUGGGAUCCCAACCUGAGAUGAAGCCCCGAGACACAGAGUAGGGUACACAGAAGGCCGACUUCUUGGUUUUUCCUAUGAUUUUCCUAUGAUUUGGCGUAACCUGUAAUUCGUCAUCAAAUGCUGACGCUAUCGUCCUCAGGCCUUAAAAUAUCUUUUACAGGGCCGUCUGACAAAAUGUCCGAUGACGUUCGCUGCCCCGCGCUCGACUACGUUAAAAACAUUUCCAGUUCACCUUUUAUACAACAGAACUCUGAUUUUCCAUUUAACAUACAAGCUUUUAGCCCUGGGCUAGGGUACAUUUUGAUUUACGUCGGACAAAGCUACAGUUCGGUCUGACACCAAUACACUCAGGUCGGACAAACAAUAAACCUCAGUUUCACUUUGAUCGGACAGAAUGUCCGGUGGUUUCCUCUAUACGUCGGACAAUUUCACGAAUGGCCGUGACCGACCGAUAUUUUAAGGCCUGCUGGUCCGUUUGAGAGGCAUUCACCCCCCUGAUAAUAUUCAAAAUGGUGGACGUCCAAGGCACAGAAUAGGAAGUUAUACCAGAAGCGUAACUCUAGUCGUUUCCCUUAUUGUUUGACGUCCACGAAAAUUUUAACUCGCUCACGUCAGGCCACGCCAUCCUGGCUAGUACAGUCGGAAGUUUUUAUCAGGAUUUGGUAGGUACAAAGUGCCGGUUGUACUAGCCAGGAUGGCGUGAUUGAUGACGAAUCGCUUGUAAAAACGCGGACAAAUAUUUGCUCGAGUUACGCUUCUGGUAUAACUUCCUAUUCUGUGUCCAGGGGGAAUGCCUCUCGAACGCGCACUGGCUAGGACCAUGGCGUCACAGAAUAGGAAGUUAUACCAGAAGUGUAACUUGAGCAAAUAUUUGUCCGCGUUUUUACAAGCGAUUCGUCAUCAAUCACGCCAUCCUGGCUAGUACAACCAGUACUUUGUACCUACCAAAUCCUGAUAAAAACUUCCGGCUGUACUAGCCAGGAUGGCGUGGCCUGACGUGAGCGAGUUAAAAUUUUCGUGGACGUCAAACAAUAAGGGAAACGACUAGAGUUACGCUUCUGGUAUAACUUCCUAUUCUGUGAUGACGUCAGCAUUUUGAUGAUGAAUCAUGGCGUGGCAGCGGUUACUCGAGUCGACCUUCUGUGUGCCUUAUUCUGUGCCCGAGAUGAACCCCCGAGAUGACAGUUACUAAUAUUUCAAAUUUUUAAACGAACUUACCAUAAAUUAGAUAAAUACCUAAUUAGUACAUGCAUUUCAAGGUAGUAUACAUGAAGAAACAACAUCAGUUAGAUCUAUUUAAUAUAUACUAUUGUUUUUAUAGCUGCUGAUGUUGUUAAAGCUAUCAAAGAAAGUAAAGAUGUGCAAGCUUUUACCUUGGAAGGAAAUACAUUGGGUGUUGAAGCUGCCAAAGCCAUCGCUGAAGCUUUAUCAAAACGACCUGAGUUUGAGGUAUAUUUUUGAAUAUAGGGGAAACAACAGCCAAUUCAAUGACCUCAGGCUAAUGUGUACCUUGUCUUGUGCAAAAUACUGAAAAUCUGAGAGUCUCUUACUGGGCGGUUAUCCUUGUCGGCCAAGAAAAUCUAAUUUGAAUUUACUCACCGAUGAGAAUAAGCGCGUACCUACAUGUAACAGUGGACUUGUCAUGUUCUAUUCAUUUUUUUUCUUCAGAGGGCUCUAUGGAAUGAUAUGUUUACUGGUCGAUUGAGAUCGGAAAUACCCAUAGCUUUGGUAAUUUUAUAUACGAUAAGUAACACCAAAUGUGAUUUUAAUUUGCGUAAUAUUAGUGUCAUUCUGAGAAGAAGUAAAAUAUCUUUACAUACAGUAGUAAAAACCUCAUCGUGCUCAACUUUUUCACUGUAAAAGACUGAUUUUAAAGUAAAAAACAAUGGAAAAGUAAUUAAAGCCAUUAAUUUAAUGACACUAUAUAUAUACUAAAUUCUACAGUGAAAAAGUUGAUCCAGAUGAGGUUUUCUACUCACAUACACUACCAUCAACUAUCACACAUACACUACCAAAACUCAUUAGGGUUAGUGGCAGCUUUGAACGCAAAAUCUAUUUUUUAUUAUUGUUUCUUAAGGAAAGUUUGGGUGAUGCAGUAAUAACCUCUGGUGCACAUCUGACUGAAUUAGAUUUAUGUGAUAAUGCAUUUGGUCCAGAUGGAAUGAAAUCUGUCACAAAACUUUUAACAAGUUCAUCUUGUUUCUCCUUGAAAGUUUUAAAGUUUAACAACAAUGGUCUUGGAAUUGGAGGUGGUCAGGUUUGUCUAAUGUUUUUUUUAAUGGCAAAUAUAACGGUGCGUAUGCAUAUAACGAUGCGUUUGCAUAAUUCGGAUUAUUUGCACGGUUAUUAAUAACGAAUAUUAUCCGCUUGGGGAAUAUACAGUUUGAGAUGAAAGUGCAACUGAAAUCGACCCGACCAAUCGGAAUGCGUAAAAGGUUGCACAGCGCGAAAUCACAAACACCUGUAGAUGUCCUUCUAUCUCUAAAUUGCAAUAUACCAAAAGUAACGUAGAAGUUCAAAUUCUAACUGAUUGUCAACAGGUAGUCAAAGUUAUUUGACCACCAUAGGAAUCGAACCCGUAACAUUUGAUUUGCGUCCAAUGGCGGACAUUUCCCAAAAUAUUCGGGAUGUGUAUUUAGGUUACCAAAAUAAUACAACUCACCUUGUUGCUGCAAAUUUCACUCCUUUAAAACUUUUUGGUUUUGGCUGUUUUUGCCCGAAUUUAAAGAUACUGUACUCUUACUAAGGCCAAAAAAAAUAUAUGGGUUUCCUGUUUCCCGACCCUACCUAGCUUUUGGACGUCGAAAUCCCGACCCUAAACUUUUUUAUUAGAUCAUGCUUGUAAGUGUUUCCACUUAGAGGAAAAAGUUUGUGGAAAAUUGAAAUUGGAGGCAAUAUUAGGGAAAUUUAUCUUUGGAUGUGGAAGCACUGACGAAACAAAAUGGCGUCCGCUUGUUCGGAAAAUUAAAAAAAAGUUUUAAAAAAAAAAGUUAAAACCGACCUACCCUACCUAAGUUUUUAUAAGAAGAAACCGGAAACCCACAUUUUUUUUGGCCUAAUUAAAAGGAUAUCGGGAUUUUAUAGUUUAAAUAGCCUUGUUAUGACUUACAGUAGUACAGUACUUUGUUAAUAAGCUAUCUUUCAGAGAUGUCUGAAAAAGUGGUGCCGCCCCCUUUCGUCCCCCUCGUGUCUGUCAGUGUUUGCGUCACUGAUAUCACAUAAGCUACUGUAGGUCUUGGUUAGGAAAAGAACUAUGGCAUGAUGGCAUUUUACAUAUCAGUAAUCUAACCGUUUUCAUAGCUUAUACGAUUAAGGCAUAAGAUUUUUUUUUUGCAACAAUACAUUAUCAUGCCUUCUCUUUCGUGUAUAGAUAUUAUCAGAGGCCUUGUUAGAAUGUCAUAAAUCCAGUGUUGAGGCUCAAAGUCCUUUAAAAUUAAAAGUGUUUGUUGCUGGAAGAAAUAGACUGGAAAAUCAAGGAGCUGCUGCUUUAGCGAAAGCCUUUACGGUAACUGUUCAAGAAAUGUAAAGUAAACUUUCAAACUUUAUUUUUUGAUUUCUAGUCAUUGAAAACGCAUGCCAUGAUAAAAAAUUAAAACAUACAAUUUCAAAAUUUCAUGACCAUUGUCAGAAAUUACACUAAAAUUAAAGUUACCACUACCAUGCAAAUUUUGACACAAAAGUUCCACGAGUUGAUAAAUACAGUUGAAAUUGCGGUUGCAAAAUUUCAGUUCGGUUGUUCAACGUGGUAUUUUGCCUCCUUUGCUUCAAUUUCCACAGCGGCAAUUAAUAUUAAUUGUGCUUGGCGAGCUUUGAGUUCACUAUGAAAAUUUGAGCACCCACUCUAAGCAGCUCAUGUUGCCACGUAUUAAUAUAGUCGUAACUUUGUGUAUCCAAAUUGAAUCGAAUGACUUGCUGAAAACUGAUUUCCCCAAUCCCAUGCAUCGGGGAAAUCAAGGCCAAGGUCUAACGUGCAAAGCCUAUACGUACCAGCGUUUGUCAUAAUUGUUCGUUAUAAGAUCUGUAUUAUUCUUAGGCAAUAGGAAGUCUUGAAGAAAUAUCAAUGCCUCAAAAUGGUAUCAACCACGCUGGCGUGGCUGCUUUAGCCAAGUCUUUUAAAGCUAACAAAAAUUUAAAGGUGUGUUGUUGUAAUGUCAAUGAUGUUUAAUUGUUUGUACAGUAUGUAUACCAAUUGAUAGGAAGGAAGGCAGGGAGGCAGGAAGGAAGACAGGGAAAGUCUCUUUUUUUCUACCGUCCCUCUGCACUUUGUGCUACUGCUGAUCUCAACAUUUCUAUAAACGCCUGCAAUACUGGCCUGAGCGCAGUCUCAUGGCAUCGCGGGGUCAAUCAUUUGACCGAGGCUAAUUGCUAUAUGAAAUAGGGAAUGGGACGAGUCGCCUUAACAUGUGUGACUGGGAAUUUUCAUACGUACGUGUAUAUUUUAGGUUGUGAAUCUUAACGAUAAUACGUUCACUGCGAAAGCCGCAAUUGCAAUGUCGAAGGUAAGACCUGUGUGUUAAAAUUCUUAUUUCUAUAUUUACGUUAUGUGGAUAUAAGAUAUUGUUAAAACUUUCUUCCUAUUUAAACUCUUAUGGUACUUAUUGAGAAAUCAGGCCGAGUUGGUUUUUAACUGGUUCUUAUUUCUACUGUCAAAAACAAGUGUUUUCGGUUUAGUGUUUUCCCAACAGAUUUGGAUUUGCAGUAGUAUUAAAUUAAGUAUGUAGCUGUUUAUACCUGCCCUCAGAGCAUGUCUCUACUGCAGCUAAAGACACAGUUAACGUUUUUUUUAAAACCAGAGUCAUUUGUCAGCUUGGGGCAGGUGUGACGCGAAAUUCCUGACUUGCGAAAUAUCUGACUAUUGUAGAACUGCGCAUCCGCAGACGAUGCCCUUGGAUGACUUUGGCUCAUAAAUUUCGCAACUGAACAGACAACACGUGUAUUUAUAAAGCCAUUUUAUUUAUACAUAAAUUUUCCAACAUUAAUUCUACAAUUGAUCAACUGAAUUGACACUAUACCACUGAUUGUGAACGUUAUAAUAAACCUUGAAUCGUAGAUAUGGAAAAAUCACUCGAAAAGCGAUCUUAGUGAUAUAAAAUAGACUCCAGUUUCAAAGGUUAUGCCGUAUAUGCAUUACUAUACUAUAAGCACUAAAAAUCGUUUCGCGUUUGACCUUCUCGCUAUCAGUUAGUAAGCAGCAACGAUGAGUUCGAAGUUCAUGAGUUGGACGUUUAGAUUUGGCGAUGUCUAUGCUAGAAACAUUUGGUAACAUCGCAUAUGGAGUAAAAAUCGUUUCGACCGACCGUAUUUAGCAAACGUCGUGUAUUUCGCGGUCACGACCACACAAUUCGCUUUGAAAUUUAAAGUGUUUGUGAUUGAAACUUAGCGAUGUCGAUUUGAAAUAUUUAACGAAGUAUUAGAAAUUAACAUCAUGAUUAUUUUAUCUAAACUCUAAAAAACAGUUUUGGCCGACUUAGAAUUUAGCAAGCGUCAUGUAUUUCGCGCCUGUACGCGCGAAAUUUCUGACCCGUCACGCUAGGUCAGGUAUUUAGCAGAGGUCAGGAAUUUCGCUUGACACCGGUUUUACGAAAGCUGUAUGCAUGAUAGCGCUAUCCACCGGAUAGUGAUUUUUUCAACCUUUCUGCAGUAAAUUGUCCGUUGACUGGAGUAACGAAUGAGAUUAAACUUAGUUUUUAUUCAAGUUUCUUUUUAUUAACUAUGAGUUCCAUAUCCGCCGUUUUACAGCUUUUGAAGCAACUGGAUAGCGCUAUCCGGCCUUCGUACAUGAAACCGGUACCUGACGUGGUUGUUGUAUCUUGGGUGCUUAAUCGCCCAAAUUUCAGGAUGGUGGUUCUUAACCCACUGGUUCUUUUAUGCGGGUUUUUCUGCGGUUUACAUUAAAUCUGUGCCUUUAUAUAGGCAAGUACUGCUAAAUUUAUUUUACACAUGGGCAUUAUUUCAACUGUCGUUUUAUAGGUUCUUCCAAGUCUUCCAAACUUGGAAAUUAUAAACUUUGGUGAUUGUUUAGUGAAAUCUAAGGGUGCAAUUGCCAUUGCAGAGGCUUUGAAAAACCGUCAUCAUAACUUAAAGGUAAUACUGCAUUUACUAAAACAUACUGCAACAUAUUUGUAUUGUGUUGAGGAACAGUAACCUCGGUCUGUACAUGUAUAUGAUUUUUACAGAAUACUGUCAUGCAAGGCAUUGAUUCACAUGCAUAUUUGUACUACCUACAGUACUGUUCACUGUAUUUCACUCGUUUCUAAGAUUAUAUACGUCAGUUUUAUGUCAUCUCAACUUAGAGCAGCAGUGGAGUAACUCCUUUGGGCUCAAGUUAGGGAUCCAAAUCGAUCCGACUCGGCUCAAGCUACGGAUCCAAAUCAAUUAGGGGGUCCCUGAACAAGGAUGACAAAGUGGCGAAGUUGAUGUAUUUCAGCCCCCCGGUCGCCACUUUAAAUGGGCAGGACCAGAGGCCCUAUUCCGGGUAAAGCCGGGGGGGCCUUUUGCACAAAGUUACACCACUGAGCAGCAGUAAAAGUAAGAGUAACAUGAAGUUCCGUGACUAUACAGUAUAACAGUAACAGUAUCAUGAUUUCAGUGACAUUGACAGUAUCGGUCACAUGGUAUACAAUUAUGAUUGCUGUUUUGUUUCAACUUUGGUUCUUGUUCAAUAUGUGAGGAAUUUUUAUGGCAAAAAUACUUUUGCGUAUAGUACAGUACCUGACGGUAUGAAUGUUAUAAAGGUUUUGUAAUAUUAAUUCAAUACAAUGUUCGUGUGUUUUCAGGAACUUAUUUUAGCGUUUGGCGAAAUGAACAAAGAGGCAGCCAUGCGGGUCGUUGAAUCCAUGGAAAACAAACCUCAUCUUACGAAACUAGACCUAAAUGGUAAGAAUCAGAAACGGUCAGUUGUAAAUUAUCAGUUAAGUAAAGAGAUUUAACUGUUGAACGGGUGAGUAGAAAUGUGUUCCAUACGAAGAUAAAGAGGUUGUUUGUAAAUCGUAUUUAUAAAGUGUACUUACAGUUUGUUGUUCUUUUGUCUCCGUUUGGGGAGCCCUUUUGACAGGCACUAGUUGUGUGGGGGGAAAUUGGUACAAUUUCUAUAUCGUCAUUAAUGACUUUAAACACCUUCCAUGUUCUUUGACAAUCGACCUGGUCUCUUUUACACGUAAUCAAAAGAUCAACAAAACACAGCUCAACGACGCCAUGCACGAGCUAUAGUAUCCGCCAUUUAAAGAUUUUAGCAAAAUUUGUUUACCAUUCAUGUGAUUGCAUUGGAAUAAGUCGAUUGACUUUUUUGUUGAGUGUAAAGCCUAAGAAAGAAAUAAAACAGUCAUGAUCAUUUCCCCGUAGUCAUGCACAUGCAUGUAUAAUACUCCAUGCAUGGUACUGAUACUGUUAAUCAUAAAAGAAGGUGAAACGAUAGUACAAUUGUCAUUCUCCUUAAAUGAUGUUCGAAUUAUUGUAUUUAAUAAAAGUAUUAUAAAUUCUUUGUAUAAAUUGCCAAUUUGAAAGUUAAGUGUAUUUGUUUUAAUUGCGAUUGCGUGCGCACUUGUAAUUUUAUAAUUUAAACGUUCUUGAGCUGACCAUGAGCUGACGUUGUCGCUUGCGUGGUAUGCUUGCGUGAUGAUAUAUAAUUAAAUUGUUUCAACCGAAAAUAUAAAAAUUGUCUAAAAUCGGAGCUACUGUACCGAACAUUGUUUUCCACAAAAAUGCAGUCAGCUAUGUAUGUCAUCCACACCUCCUUAAGCGUGCCAGGUAGAUCUUUUUCCACAUUUCACUACAGCUUCAUGUCUACUGUAAUUUGCAAGAACAGCGAAAUUACAAAGUAAUUAUUUGUACGCUCACGUCCUUCUUUAUUUUGCAACUAACGUUAGCAUUUUUAUAUUCCAGGAAACUGUAUUGGUGAAGACGGCAUUGAAGAACUUCGAUCUAAAUUGAACGAGUUGAAUCACAAAGACGUUCUUGAUUCACUGAGUGAUGAUGAAGGUGAUGAUGAAGAUGGAGAGGAAUCUGAGGAAGAUGAUGAUGAAGGUGGAGAUGAUGAUGAAGAUGAAUCGGAGGAUGGCGAAGAAAAGGAAGAAGUGGAUGACGAAAAAAGAAAAACAGAUAAGGUUUGAGAAAUAAUACGAAGCUUUGCAUGGUCGGUUGUAUUUUAGGAUGAACACUCUUGGUAUACUGUACAUGCAUACUGUACAUUGUCAAGUGCACACAAAGUAAUGAGAGCAUUUGAGAGCAUAAUUAAAAUCAUUGAACGAAAUUAACAAUUUAUAAGAUUUUGCCGUGAACAUUAUGCCGUAUAUGCUAAUUAACCAACAGAUCUAAUGGGAAGUUAACGAGACAAGCUGUAAGAACUUGUCCCAAGAGAUAAAAGAUGGGUUGGGAAUAUCCAGUUUUAUUAUAUAGUAGAGAGUGAGAUACUGAAAAAUACACAAUGAGAUAUUUUCGUAUCUUCAAUCGAUCACGUGACUUUUUCCAAUUUGCUUUUGAGCGUGAAUUUCACAAUUUGUUGCUUGGGACUAUAUAAUAAACAGAACAUUACACGGUGGCUUGAAGACACGACUUUUAUCUUCUCGUGUUAAAAACAAUAUUUUACUCACUCGCUGCGCUCGUUCGUAAAAUAUUGUUUUCACCACUCGAAGAUAAAAGUCAUAUCUUCGCACCGCCGUGUAAUAUCCUCUAUGUACUACAACUGCCCUGAUGUAUAUAUACUUCCAGGUAAACGUUGAGCAACGCAGGUCUCAAAAUAACGACCGGUCAACAGAGAAUGAUCGGCCAAAAAUACCUCGUGACCGGUCACUUUUUUACCUCACCGGUCAUUUUGACCGGCCACAUUAUCAUGCCUUCCAUGCAAUGUGAUUGCUGACGUCUUGAAUUAAAAGAUGAAACUUUGAUGUAUCGAAACAAGUUUCUAAUAGUUUGUUUCACUGUCAGUGUAAGCGUAUCAAUGACCAGUCAAACACAGAGUUUGACCGAGCUAGAAUCAAGUUGACCGGUCAUUUUGACCGGAUAAUUACUAUAUCUCCCGUUAUUUUGAGGCCUGCAAUGAACGCUCUCGGACAGUAUAGUUGUCAUCUUUCAAUUCAAGCCAUGGCAAUCAGGAUAAUAGAAUAAAUUCAACGAAAUAUUACAUUACGAGAUCUGACUUAGUUACGAACCAUAGCGGAUUAAGAGAUACAGGGACGAUGCGUAAGCGUCGAUCAUCACGUCGUUAAAAUUUGACGGCAGUUUCUGAGGUGGAGCAAUAAUGGUCCAUUCGAAAAUCCUACACAAGAACCCCAUUGCACCCACUUGAUUUGCCGUGGCUUGAACUGCAGAAUUUAGACUAUUUAUAGACUUGGGAACGUAUGAUCAGACACAUUCCUGGCGACUUGUCCAGUGCAUCAUGGCUAGAACCUUUUUAAAUUUAUUAACGUAACAGUUUAUGACUGAUUUUAUUUAAUAAAAGUAUUUUAAUUAAUCAAAACUAUACAAAUCGACUACAUACCAAUUUAUGAUUAAUUGUGUAAAAUUAAGUGGGGUGAACUGUAUUUAAAUAUUGGAGACUUUUUCAAUAGUUCAGACUCCAGGUUGUACAGUAUAUAUACUCAUCAUCAAAACACAGCACGACACUGUUUCUUCCCUUCCCUGCUUGUGAAAGAAGGAAUACUUAAGUGGUGGUAGAAGCAAAUGUUGAUAUCCUUUGAGAUUUUGUCCAGAGGAGAGGCAAGUGAACUUGCUGUAAAUACAGUAGGGGCGAAAUUACCGAAAUCGCCUAUCUUUAAAUAUAUAAUCAUCUACAACAGUGAAUACUGGUGACCAAAUCUAGUUUCAAAAACUCGAUUUGUUUACGUAUAAGAAGCAGUGUACGAAUUUUGAUAUCAUGUUCAAGAACUAGUAAAGUAAUAUAUUUGUAGGACAAUGAUCUAAAAAUUGCUGAAGAAUUUUUGUCGCAUCCAUCCCUGGAAAGUUUUAAAACUUUACCAACAGAACCUUACAGAAUUGAACUUGUAAAGCAAGCGUUGAAGGUAUUGUAGCUUACUGUUGUUAUAUAAUUAUUUGUACAAUUCCUACAUUUUUUUGUCAUCAUAAUAUUACUGUCAAAUUAACAUUUAUCUUGCAGACGAAAAUAACUGAUGUGGAUUGUAUUUGCAGAUCAUUUGUUCAGGUAUAUCAUUAAACUUAUAGAAAUGUAUAUCAAAAAGAAGUGAAUAUUUUAGAAAAUUGUGCAUGCAAUCUCUAUCUUUUCCCGUUUAGUCACAUAUACAUGCGUCGUCAGAGGCUUUUUUAAAAAUAUAUAUAAAGAAGUGUUUUUAACCAUUAUAUCAGUCCUUUGAAGUCAUGUUACAUGAUGUUUUCUUCCGCUGAUGUUUUCUUUACUACCAUACCAUACCAUAGAGCAUGAAAGAAAUGAAUGAGAAUGAAAAAUAUCGGCCCGGGUGAAAGGUUGGCCAUGUUCACAGAUUUUUCACGAAUAGUUUUCUGCAUAACAUUGGCUCUCUGUCAGAAAUUGCGUUGCAAGUUGCAGAAUUGCAAAAUUGCCUCGUGUAGCGUUGCAUUUAAAAUAUCGAGGCCGAAUUUUGGUGGAAACGCAGGGAGAGGUGGAAAAAACGUAUCCCCCUGAAGUCAAGUACGUGACGUAUCAUGUACUGUACAUAGCUAUCAAUGAUUUGUGAAUUAUGACUGUAUAACUCAUCCAAUUGAUUUCAUCCCUCGCUACAACACUAUACGGCAUUUCUUUCAGAACAUUAGAAAACUGCGGUUUUGAGAAGGAUUCAGUUACCUUUCGAAGUAUUGCAUUAAAAGCGCAAAUAGAGAUGAAUGAGUAUCACGUUUUCAAUUUUAUAGAAGAACUUGUUACAAAGUGUAGAACCUAAGCAACACAUAAAAAAUUAGUAACAAAAAUGAAAGUUACUGUUGCGUCAAAUUGUGACUCUGUUCCAUCAUAGACAAUCCAGAAGACAGGGACUGGAAACGCCUAAUGUUUUGCGCGUGCCAAAGCGUGCCAUCCAUGAUGUGCUUGCGUGACGCUUGUGCCAAAUGCCAAUCAUGCCAUGUGAGUGAAUUACUGAAUGGUGCCUGUUGUUUCGAAAAAGAAUAAAGCGAUAGAUUGUGGACCGGUACUUGUCUGCUGCUUUACAGCUCUUUAUAUACUGGAAAAUUGUUUAAAUAAUCUACACCGAAAAGGGAAUUAGGUAUAUCACAUUGUGUGUAAAGUUUAUAAAACGGAUCUGCUAAUAUUCAGAGACGAGUGCAGAGAAUUUUCGAGCUUGUUCAAAAUUUUGAUUUUCAAUUUGGGGUGGACUUUCAGGCACGAUUCAGGUUUGUUUGCGUAUUUUAGUUUACUUUAAUUAAGUUUACGUAUAUUUAUUCAAUUUUGCUUCACUGUAACUACGUUAUAUAAAUUGAUUGAAGUUAUCUUUUCGAAGUUUUCCUUGAUCUACAUUUUAAAAUUUGAAUUUGGCAAUUUCGGUUUUUAAAUUAAUAUACCUUCCAUUUUUAAUAUUGACAACAAAUCCUUUCUUUUUCGAAAACCCUUUUUGCUAAGGCAUCCAUUAUUUAAAAGAAAUAAAAACAAGGUUUCAGUUAUUUUAACGGUGAGUUUUGUAUAUGUUUAACACUCUUAACUUUCGACAAUGCCAACACUGAAGAAUGCCAAUGGCAAUGACAACUUUUUUGCUGUCAAAAACAUUACGCAAUCAUUAAAAGGUAGUUUUUGCCUUUGUUUGACCCAAUAUAAGUUUAAAAACCGGAGAAAUGCAUCCACAUGUCUAUAUUUGUUUUAAAUAUGUAAAUUGCAAACCCUGAACUUUAUUUAAACUGUAGUUGCAGGGUUCGAAGUUAGCCGGUACAAACUUUGCCGGACAACAACAAAUGGCAAUGGCGACUUUUUUCAGUGAAAAACAUUACGCAGCAUUCAAAGGACGUUUUUGGCUUUGUUUGACCCGAUAUAAGUUUCAAAACGGGACAAGUGCAUCCACAGGUCUAUUUUUGUUCAAAAUAUGUAAAUUACAAACUCGGAACUUUAUUUAAUUAAACUAUAGUUACAGGGUUCGAAGUGGGGGCAACAGAAAUGGCCAUCUUCUAGUUGGCGCAAAUUAAAAGUAAUUUUGGCCGUCAAAUUUUCAGUAAACAUUUUUGGGCGAAUAAGUUACCAAAUUGAUAUAAAAAAUAGCCUAUUCGAUAGAUUACAAUGUUGUGAUUACACAUACUUUGACCAAAAGGUACAAAAAUAGUUUAUUUUUCAGUUGCAGGGUUAGUUUUGCCAGUUUGCGUAAUUUUUUGUGUCAAAAUUCUCUAUUGAAUUGUAUAUGAAAGAAAAAAACCCAUAGGAAAAUGUUUUUUUACGAAGUAACCACUCAUUUGAUUCUGUUUUUCGAACAAACGUUUUCACUUAAAAGUCUACUUUUACCGCUAAUUACUCCCUGUUAUUUAUUAGACGCGUGCAUAUUAACAUAUUCGCCAACGCAUGAUGUCAUCGUUUGCUAAAGUGCGGUUGUUAUUCUGACUAAUUUUAUACUAUGUGACUGAAUUUAUAGAUCUAAAUAACUCGUAAUAUCUUAGAAAUUCUUAUCUCUAAAAUCGUUUUGUGUUCUUAGUUACAGUUAAGCCAUCGUGCAUUAACGUUGUCCUCUACAGAUACCCAUGUGUGAUGCGUCUGGCAUGACUGCACUAACACAUAUUAUGCUUUCCUUCAAACUUUUAGCUCUUGGCCGCAAUGAAGAAUUUCGACACAAGUAAAUUAUGCAAACUAACUAUAAAUACUGACAAACAUUUUUAGGAUCUUUGUUUAAGAAGAAACUUCACGAUUUCCGAGCUUAUAGCGACAAAGUAAACUAUGUUUUCGAGGGGGCCAAAUUUCCGAAGGGGAGGCCAUAUUUCCUAGGAAAUAUGGCCCCCAGGGAGGCCAAAUUUCCUAGGAAAUUUGGCCCGGGGGGGCCAAAUUUCCUGGGACACCGGCGAACAACAUUCGUAAUUCUGUCAAUCAAAUUCAGUAAACAUUUUUUGCUGAAUAUGAUACCAAAUUGAUAUAAAAAAUAGCCUAUUCGAUAGAUCUUGUGAUUUCAAAUGGCUUCAUCGUCAAAGACAAAACAGGUUAAGUUUGUAGUUACAGGGUUAGUUUUGGCAGUGUUUUCUGGAAAUAAUUGCUGCGUACGCGAUUUACCGAUAGCACGAUCCAAAUUUUACAUUUAGCGUCACUAUAAAAUAGAAAUAAAUGAAAAUUUGGACGUAUCUACCUUUGUUAGUAUAGCCGCUCCACGACUACGAUCCCAAAAUUCAGAUAAUACGCUUGUUUUACGAUAUAUUUUGCAUAAACUACACGCAUUUGCCUUUGUUUUUAUGUAAAUUUAAAGACUUGUUACCGUGGUAACCAAGUAAUUGCUACGUGACAGGCACAUCACGGAUGUCACGAUUUGUCAUCAUAUUCUAGCUUGCGUUUCCAGUCCCUGUCUUCUGGAUUGUCUAUGGUUCCAUCAUUUGACCUUUUUCAAGGGAAGGUGCAUGAAUUUCCAUGGGUUCUUAUGGGUCACCUCCCCACUCCUCCCCUCAAAAUCCUGCAUGAUUUAAUUUUUUUUUUAAUUGAAAGUCCAUUUACUGUCUUUAUACAUGAAGACCUUGUUCUUUGAUUUGCAGGUGUCAUCUGUUCUUCACAAUGCCGACGAUUUUAUUCCAUGCACAGGUAUAUACGUCGUCAGUUUAGCUGUACACCUUUCAUGUUAUUGAACAAUACAGUAGUUAAUGCAUUUGGUUUGGCAUGGGUUUUUCUUUAUGCAGUGCAACUGUGCAAGCUCGUCUUGGUAUAAAAUCCUGAGGGAUUGUCAUGUGUUCUUAUCUAGAUUGCAUGUCAAUGUAACAACACAUAAGCUAUCAUUCUUUACUGCUUUAGCAGUUAGCAAAUCGUAUAUUUAAUAAUUAUUGAAUGAGGUUGAACAUGCCAUGAUGUGAAGAAUUAGUAAGAUCGACGUUUGUGUUAUCCAAUCAAAGUCGAUGACGAGGUUGAUAAAACAAGCUGAUGGUUUGAUAAUUUUUCAUAUCUUGCGAAAACCGAAUUCAAUAAUUGUUUUAUUAUCUAUUUAAAAGAUGAAAAAGACAUAUGGGUUCAAUUGGUCGAAAUAAUGACCAGUUCUUUUUCCUCAGUAUAAGUACGUUAAGAUGUUUUAAAACCUGUCGUGGCUGUUUCCGUUGAUAUUUUUUCUUUAUAUUUUCAUUGUCUUUCCACAGCAUGACGUCAUAAUGUUGAAUAUGAUUUUUUUCACAUCAACAACAUGACGCCAUGUCGCCGACGUUUGUGUUAUCCAAAGUGAUAACGUUUGUGUUAUCCAAUGUCCAAAGCUAUGUGAAAACCUCAUAUAUUUGAUCAGCUAUUGAGUUGAUAUGAAGAUUUCACAGGUGGUUGUUAGCCAAUCAAAAACCAUGAAUGUUUUAAAUAACUAACAAUGACAAAUGUCUUUCAUUUCAAUGUGAUGCCUUAAUGUGCAUUUAUCAGAAAUUUAAUAAGUAAUUUUAUGUUUGUUAAUAAAUUCAACGGAACUCGAACAGCCAGGAUUUUAGUUGGUAUUUUGUGUUUGGUUUGACACUGCAGGGUUUUUUUAUGUUCACAUUUAGAUGUAAUUCUCCAGGAAGCUUUUCUAGUAUCUGAUAAACCGGAAACUGUAAUAAACAAGUUACUAAUUCACAUGGGUUUACUAAAGGUUUGUUAUUUUGCUUAGUAUUUUGGUUUUUUAUUUUGCUUCGAAUCCUUAUUUGAUUCGCCUUCUAGAUCAGUGGUGGACUAUUAGAUAUCCGGGGAGGGGAGGGGAGAGAAGGGAAAUGUUUCUUGCAAGAAUUUUUUUAAGUUCGGACGUUUGUCGAAUCUUUUUUACGGUGUAUUUAGGAGCUGCAUGUGCAGGAUUUUUUUUCUAUACAUAUCUGUAUAUUCCAUGCAUGUAGUUGCAGAAAUUUUGUUUCUUUCUCUAGAUACUUGCAUGAAUACUUUUUUCUAACUCUUUGCAUGAAUGCUUUUGGAGAACUGCCAACCCCCUCUCAGUACAGUACAGUAUAUCUAAUGGUCCACCCCUAAUAUACUAGAGUUGCAACUCUCGCUUCUAGCCAACUUUCAUUGUCGCUCAUCAACGUUGGAUCAGGGUUUAAAGUAUUAAUUUAUAACAGCAUUAUUCUGCAUGAGGUAAAGCGACAACAGAAUGUGCAUGUUAAAUUAUUUUCUUUUAAGAAUUCAGUUUGCCGUUCUUCAAAUUAGUAUACAGUAUGUAUAAUUUGCAUCAUUUUCACGUGUGAUAUCGGCAUGCACUUUUGGGGUGCCGCUUGACGUAAUGACGUUAUCGCUGACCAUGAGUGCCGCUCUACUUAGGACUUUUUUAAGAGAGAUAAAUACUAUAGGGUUAACUCUUAAUAGUGCAUGGUAUAUUGUAGUGAUGGGCGAUACCACCAGUAUCGGUUUCGAUACGAUACCGAUUACUUUUUGGUUAAAGUAUCGAGGUAUCGAUUACCCAAACGAUUACUUCCUCCAAUUUUCAAAAACUUGCAUAUUUUUAACAGUAACGAUUUGAUCCGCCAUUUUAAUCCAUAAAAAAAACAAAUAUUACUUUAUUUCCCGCCUUUUUCAUAAUCUAUUUUACUCGGCAAGAAUAGAAUGGCAAAUAAAGUAUGAAGGAAGUUUGAUUAAAUUGAUAAAUGCAGCAAAAUACCAAAAAGUGCGUAAAUUUUAUUAGAAAUAACCAUGAAAAUGAUGAUACAACUGCAGGAUUAUAAUGAAUUUCUAAUUUUAAAAGUAAUCGAAACACUUUUUCGAUACCAUGCAGUAUCGACUACUUCCUGUUUGGGCCUGGUAUCGGGUGGUAUCGAUACCAAGUAAUCGGUAAUCGCCCAUCACUAGUAUAUUACUAUAUUGUUGUAUAUUUGUGCAGAGUGAAGAAAAGAUAAAACCAGCAAGUGAUGAUAUAACAGGUGCGUUAGAGGCGCUUGAUCAAGCUGCAACACAGGAGUAUUUUCCCAAGAAUCUCGCUUUCUAUUUCAUCGCCUUCUUAGCAAAGUAAGUAUGAUGCUUCAACGCUUGCCGAAUGACACAAUUUUAUUCAAUUUAUCGUUAAUUAGCCGUAAAUUAAGGGAAUUAUUUUAACAAAUAGUUUCAAACAGAAGAUUUUCACUAAAAGCUGGAAAAAAUACUCUUGACAUCGUUUGUUAAUGCACCAAUUCGUUAAGCAAAUAUUCUAAGACAAUUAAGAAAACAACUAUGACAGACACAAUGUUGUGAGAGAAGGGUUGUCGAGGAGAAAUGCUCCGAUUAUACUUUAAACUGUGGCCAAAUUGUCGCCCCACAGACUCACUGUUACAGCAAUAUGAUUAUGAUAUAAUUAUAUGUCCUCAGGGGGUCGUGGUUCCCUCAUGUUGGACUUUACCCAAGGGGUAGAUCCCCGAGAUGGGCAUCCUAAAUGUCCAAGGGGUAGUACCGUAGUAGAUCCCCGUGAUGGUCAUUGUUUACUUUAAUGUCCAAGGGGUAGUAGAUCCCCGUGAUGGUCAUUGUUUACUUUAAUGUCCAAGGGAUAGUAGAUCCCCGUGAUGGUCAUUGUUUACUUUAAUGUCCAUGCAAGGGGUAGCAGAUCCCCGUGAUGGUCAUUGUUUACUUUACAAUACACUGUAUAAUACAUUGAUUUGUGUGAGUCUAUAUGGGGUUGAGGGUGACCUUUGGGAGCACUCCAUCCCAACAACCAAAUAUUUUUUAUUUUUACAACCAGACUUGCAAAGUCAAUUCCAAUACUGUAUAUUACAAAAUAUAGAUGUGCCUGUAAUAACAUGUUAACCUGCAGUAACUACUCCAUAAUACUUUAUCUAUGCGUACACUACAUGAAUUGCAGUCCAUGCGAAUCUCGAUGACGGAUUGCAUACCAAAAUAAUAUUUACAGAUUUUAAUUAAUUUAUUUUGUGAUACGAGUUAUGAUAAAGUGGUGCAAAAUCCUUGAAGGGUGGGAUGGGUGGAAAUUUCAAAGUACUUUGCCGCAGAGGCCAUACACUUUUGCUUGCAAGUGACACAAUGAGGCUUACUGAUCCAAGCAGGAAACUAUGCAGACGAAGAGGUGAAACCUGAUUGGUCUAUUUUCCCGCACGCAUGCAAGGGAAGAGAUUUGACAAUGGUUUGUUGUUAAUUCAGCCUACACGUGUAUGAUCACACGGUUCACAGAUUGACCUUUGUACCAGACCUUUGUACUCCAGGAGACUUAGCACAACUUUACUUUUGUCCGAAGUUUAUAAUGCUAUGGGCACGUAUAAACUUGCUAAAAAGUUUGAUUUUGAACCAACAAAUACGCCGCCUCAAACUGGACCCGAAUAAACUAAAAAUUUGAGAACAAUGUAGGACUGUAGUUUGCCUGCAGUAAUUUCAUUGUUAAUCAUAUAGAGGGCAAAUUUUUUCAAAUAUGAUUGGCUAACGAUGAGGGCAUUUUUUCGAGAUUAUCUAUAGUGCGAGCUGCGAGUUGCGAGUUACGAGUAUAUUGUUAAUUUCUAAUAACAUCGGGUUUAAUUUUAACCCAGGGUUAACACUAACCUAGCUUUGAAGCACCGAACCAGGUGUUUACACCUGUGGUUUACACUAAAAAUUCAAAUUGAAAACUGUAUGGCAUCCUGGCGGAUGUGAUUUUAGCUUUGUCUCAAUUUGGCGCCAAUUUUCAGCUUUUGAAAUAAACAUUCAUUGCAUUUAUUUUUAUACUUACAAACUUGUAAAUAGCAAUCGUUUUGAUAUACUGAUGGUUUUUUCCCGUGUUUAGAUAAAGUUUAUGUAUGUAUAUGUAUGUCUAUGUAUAAAUUGUAUAAAAUAAAUUGUACUUCCGAUGAAAAGGACUUGAGUUUUAUAGGGUUCCCAGCGUUCAGUAUAUAUAAACAAACUGAGUCGGUGUCUGGUCAUACUUACUAAUAAAAUUAAAUAACCAUUUUAAGAUUAGAAAGCACAAAAUGGUCUGAUAACUACUAGAUUUUAUUAAACACAGAAACGGCAAAUAUAAACUUGCACUUUUAUUUUCAAUAUAAUUAUUUUAAUUCUUGAACAUACGUAUCGAUGGAUCUAACAAAGUAAAAAAGCAAGUAACGGCCGAUUUUUAUCUCGUCCGUAUCGUAGCAUUUUCUUUUGUGUCGAAGUCUUAGUUACAGGGACCUUAACUUCGAAGGUCAUUAUAUUUAUGAAACAAAAAACCCUUCGACUUUGCCUUCCAUGUCGUCCAUAUUAAUAUACUUUCAAAGCCUAAUUCAAAGCGAGGCUAGCGACUCGCAGCUCGCAACUCGCAGCUCGCAAAAUAGCCGACCCCCAUUUUUUCUUAAUUCAGGACAAAUUUACUUGUACCUGAUUGGCUGAGACGCAAGCAUGGGAAGUUUCUUGUUUUAAAUAGCAAUACAAACAAUGGCUUCUCGCUUUGUUGUUGCGGAUAAUGUUAUUGAAGAAUUAUAAUAAAAACUUCUAGUGAAAACUUGAACACUGGAAAAAGUACAAAUUUAUGGGUUGGAGUAUUUAAGAAGUGGGCAGCAUUAAGGAACAUCGGCGAAGACAUGGAGACAUACAAAGUUCAAGAACUUAACAAGUUCACAAUAAAUUUUGCCCUCUAUGAUUAACAAGUAAUCACAUAGUUCCUUGUAAAAUUUUUACAAAUUUCAAAGUUUUACAAAUUACCCUCAUCGCUUCGCGACUUGGGCAAUUUGGGAAACUUUGUAAACACGCGUGAAAUUAAACCUAAUUAUUAAUAUUUCUUUUCCCACUUUUAGACCGAAUUCUACAAUGAAAUGUUCACCGUCAGCAAAGACAAAUCUCUUGCAAACUUUAGAACAGUUAUAAAUUCACAUGCGCAAUAGAAUUAUGUAAUCUUAUUUUAACUCACAUACAGUAGCUAUUUAAAUCUAUGCAUGUGUACUUGUUUGUUUUUUUCUACUGUGUAUAAGGUUGUCAAUACUCGCAACCUGGAUCCACGACUCGCGUGAAAAGCACAACAACAAACGUGUGUGUCGCUUUCUUCGUGUCUUUCUGACUUUGAUUUUUGUAUUUGUGGGCCUGCAAUAAUUGGUCGCCUAGACUGUUGCGGAUACCCAACUAUAGUCUGUCGUAGUCCUGUAUAGUUGUUGUGUGUGUUUUUAUGUACAGUAGCGUAACACGAAAAAUCUCACCAAGAUGUGUUUGCAACAGGCUUGUGGCAACCUUGUCAACAAGUUGUAACAAUGCUGUUAUUUUAUCAAGUUACUACAAUUAGGUUGUCACUCACAACUUGUUGACAAAAUGUUGAAUUACAGGACGAUAACAAGUUGUUGGAACAACUUGUAACAAGGAUCUAAUCUAAAAUUCCACACGAGUCAGAACACGAAUGGAACAAGAGUGAAAUACAAGUCUUAAUUGAACGACUAAAAACACUAAUACAUGUACGACUUAUUAAUAAGUUCCCCUACCCCGCAUAUCCUUGUGCAGUCCACCCUGAAGAGAUGCUACUGCAGUGUCAUGCCUAAUAUCACAAUCCCCGGAAGAAUCCAUUUUGCUUUGUUCGUAUAUUUAGCUAUUAAGAAGUCGUAUUAGUGUUUUGUAUUUCACUCGUGUUCCAUUCGUGUUCUGACUCGUGUGGAGUUUUAGAUCAGAUCUGUAACAAGUCUGUUGAGCUCAACAAACUUGUCGUAAGUUGUCAACAAGCCGUAGACAACUUGUCAACAAGCUGAGAACAAGCAUUGCUGCAAGUCUGCUGCAGGUUUGUUUGCAAGUUGUUCGUAGUACAUGUGCACCUAAUGAAAAUCAAUUAAAUUUUAAAAAAUAUCCCCAAUUAUAUUCGACAAAGUAUGUAGGUGCAUUGUUUUUUGUGUCCAGAGGCACUGAGUUUAACUUUCAGUUUCAUCUUAUAUACACGAUUUUGUAACGGCGAGAGGGGA
Messenger RNA from Paramuricea clavata, 23701 nucleotides. NCBI's taxonomy places the organism in Eukaryota, Metazoa, Cnidaria, Anthozoa, Malacalcyonacea, Plexauridae. The record is from the annotation of a GenBank genome assembly.